This is a messenger RNA of Oncorhynchus mykiss (rainbow trout), 4306 nucleotides long. RefSeq names its product E3 ubiquitin-protein ligase PDZRN3-B. Gene Ontology annotation, biological process: protein ubiquitination; neuromuscular junction development. Gene Ontology annotation, molecular function: protein binding; ubiquitin protein ligase activity. NCBI's taxonomy places the organism in Eukaryota, Metazoa, Chordata, Actinopteri, Salmoniformes, Salmonidae. The record is from RefSeq and is a predicted model, not a curated record.
UCUCGGUCAAUUAGUUUAGACAGUAAGGAGAGCUUGAAGUCAGUACUCCUCCAAUGAGAAGCUAAAACACCCACUGCUCUUGCUUCGAUUUGUGGGAAUCCCGGCGGAAUUUUGGAUUUAUUUAAAAACAUGGGAUUUGAGUUGGAUCGGUUUAAAGGGGCUGUGGACCCAGAUUUUAAAUGUAAUUUGUGUAAUAAAGUUCUAGAAGACCCGCUCACUACUCCGUGUGGUCACGUCUUCUGCGCUGGCUGUGUGCUGCCUUGGGUUGUCCAGCAAAGCAGCUGCCCCGUCAAAUGUCAAAGGAUCUCCACGAAAGAGCUGAACCACGUUCUCCCUCUGAAAAACCUGAUUAUGAAGCUGGACAUAAAGUGUGACAAUCAUGCCAGAGGCUGUGAAAAAGUGGUAAAGCUGCAACAUCUGGCAGAGCACGCCGAGAUGUGCGAUUACUCGCCGGCAAAAUGCAGGAAUAAAGGAUGCAACGAGGUGCUCAAUCUGAAGGACAUGGAUGCACAUAUGCGCGAAUCGUGUGAUUGCAGACCGGUCGGGAUAUGCGAAAAUGGAUGUGGCUUGAUGCUCACCCACAAAGAGCAAAAACUAGACACCCAUUGCUGUUUGAAAGCUCUGAAAGCACACAACAGUGCAUUGCACGUGAAGGUGGUCAGCUUGGACAAAGAGUUCAAGAAGCAAUCUUUGAAAUCGAGCAAAAGAGAGAAAUCUCUUCUUGCUCAACUCUCUGCGGUGCAUAAUGAGCUACAAAUGACAGCACUGAAGUAUCAGAAGAAAUUCACUGAAUACAGUGCAAGGAUCGACUCGCUGACUAAGACCCUUGCCCCCCCGUGCAAGGGUGGGGAGACCAAAAACGUCACAGCCAUCCUUCAUCGGGAGGGCGGUUCUCUGGGCUUCAACAUCGUGGGAGGACGACCAUGCGCGGACGACCAUGAUGGCCCUUCGAAUGAAGGGAUCUUUGUAUCUAAGAUUGUUGAGAACGGACCAGCAGACAAGGAGGGAGGCCUUCAGAUCCACGACAGAAUAAUGGAGGUGAAUGGGAAGGACCUGUCCAAGGCCACCCAUGACCAGGCAGUGGAGGCCUUCCGCACAGCCAAGGAGCCCAUCAUGGUCCAGGUGCUUCGCCGGGCACCCCGCCCCAAACCUUCCAGCCCUGCCUCAGACACCCAGGUGGUGGACAUCAGCACCCAGACAGACAUCACCUUCCAACACAUCAUGGCCCUCACCAAGCUGCCUGCCGCCGCCCCCACCGUGGCUGUGUUGGAGCAAUACCUCAUGCCCGAGGAGCAUUCCCCCGGGCACGAGUACUUUGACCCCAAUGAUUUCCUGGAGGGUAUGCAGCAGGAGAUGGAGCGAGAGGAGCUGGAAUAUGAGGAAGUGGAUUUGUACAGAGCCAACAUCCAGGACAAGCUUGGGUUGACCGUCUGCUACAGGACUGAUGAUGAGGACGAGACUGGGAUCUACGUCAGUGAGAUUGACCCAAACAGCAUCGCUGCAAAGGAUGGAAGGAUCAGAGAGGGAGAUAGAAUUAUCCAGAUCAACGGGAUUGAGAUCCAGAACCGGGAGGAUGCUGUGGCUCUGUUGACCAGUGAGGAGAAUCAGAAUGUGUGUCUACUGGUGGCCAGACCAGAGAUCCAGCUGGAUGAGGGCUGGAUGGAUGAUGACAGGAAUGACUUCCUGGAUGACCUCCACAUGGACAUGCUGGAGCAGCAGCACCACCAGGCCAUGCAGUUCACCGCCAGCAUGCUGCAGCAGAAAAAGCGUGAGGAGGAUGGUGGAACGACUGACACAGCCACCCUGUUGUCCAAUCACCACGAGAAAGACAGCGGGGUGGGCCGCACCGACGAGAGCACGCGCAACGACGAGAGCUCUGAGCAGGAGAACCUGGGGGACGACCAGACUGCGGCCUCCAACACGCUGGGCAGCUGCAGCCGCAGGAAGCUGGCCUACAGCCAGGACACCCUGGGAAGCAUUGACCUGCCCUUCAGUGGUGAGUCCUUCAUCUCCGCAGACUACGACCACGCUGACUUCCUGGGUAUCCCCGCCGACGAGUGUGAGCGCUUCCGAGAGCUCCUGGAGCUGAAGUGCCAGGUGAGGAGCGCGGGGGGCCCCCAGGAGCUGUAUUGCCAGAGUGCAGGGGCUAGAGGUGCCGAAGAAGGGGUGGACAAGGAGCUGGAGCUGCUGAAUGAGGAGCUGCGCAGCAUUGAGCUGGAGUGCCUCAACAUCGUCCGGGCCCACAAGAUGCAGCAGCUGAGGGAGCAGUACCGCGAGUCCUGGAUGCUGCACAACAGCGGCUUCCACAACUACAACACCAGCAUCGACGCGCGCCGCCAUGAGCUCUCCGACAUCACAGAGCUGCCCGAGAAGUCAGACAAGGACAGCUCCAGCGCCUACAACACCGGUGAGAGCUGCCGCAGCACCCCCCUCACCCUAGAGCUGUCCCCAGACAACUCCCUCCGCAGGGGGGCAGAGAACCAGGGCGAGUCUGGGGCCUCCAGCAGCGCAGGGCCCAACAGCAGGAUCCUCAAGCCUCUGCUGUCUCCUGUCCAGGAGGCCGGUGGCCCCAGCAGAAUCAGGCCCUCCUCCUCUAAGGAGUCUGAGUGUGGCCUGCAGGCGGAGGGGAAGGAGCGUAAGCUGGGAGAGUCUACUCACAAGCUGGCCCAGCCCCGCUCCCUGUACAAACACGCCCACAUCCCAGCCCACGCCCAGCACUACCAAAGCUACAUGCAGCUGAUCCAGCAGAAGUCUGCCGUGGAGUACGCCCAGAGCCAGAUGAGCCUGGUCAGUCUGGUCAGCCGCGGUGACCCCGUGAACCCCGAAGACAUGCUGGAUCCCAAGAUGGAGUGGAAGGUGAAGAUCCGCAGCGACGGCACGCGCUACAUCACCAAGAGGCCCGUCAGGGACAAGCUGCUGAAGGAGCGCGCCCUGCGUAUCCACGAGGAGCGCAGCGGCAUGACCACAGACGACGACGCCAUCAGCGAGCUGAAGAUGGGGCGGUACUGGAGCAAGGGGGAGAGGAAGCAGCACGCGGUGCGCGCCAAGGAGCAGAGGCAGCGGCGCGAGUUCAUGAAGCAGAGCCGCGCCGACUGCCUGAAGGAACAGGCCAGCCUGGACGAUGACAAGAAGGAGCCCAACAUCAUUGAACUGAGCCACAAAAAGAUGAUGAAAAAGAGGAACAAGAAAAUCUUUGACAAUUGGAUGACUAUCCAGGAACUUUUGACCCACGGUGCUAAGUCGCCUGACGGCACGCGAGUGUACAACUCCCUCCUGUCCGUCACCACAGUGUAGUAGGCAGACAAGACAGGCCUGUGGUGUAAUGUACUGUAAAUAAUAGGACACUGUGGAUUGGGGUACAGUUUCCUGCCUCGUUCAAUGUGGCAACAUUUUGUUAAAAUGAAACAGGAAAAGCCUUUUCUAAAUUAACUUUUGACCCCUGCAGGCGGUUGGGAGAUGCUCCACAGAGUGUUCCAUGGAUCGACUUUGAAGAUGAUUGACAUGAUAAGGAUGAUUAUCAGACUGUUUUCAAAUGCUUUCCGUAACUUUUCUACCUUUGUGCUUGCUCUUGGGGCAGCAGGUAGCCUAGUGGUUAAGAGCGUUGGGCCAGUAACCUAAAGGUUGCUGGUUUGAAUCCCAGAGCCAACUAGGUGAAAAAUCUGCCGACAUGCCCUGGAGCAAGACACUUAACCCUAAUUUCUCCUGUAAGUCGCUCUGGAUAAGAGUGUCUGCUCAACUGUAAACUCUUUUGAAUAAUAUUGAUAGUGUUUCACAGCAAUGUUUUGGAAGGUUUUGAAAGUGUGUAAAGACUGUGCCAUAAGUAAACAGCAGCCAACAUUUACAUAUUCUUUUGGUUUUAUUUCAUUUUUAAUAAGUAUCUCUUAUCAGUAUUUUACUGUUAUGCAUACCUUUUGCUUAUUGAAAGAAAUAUUUAGCUUCAAGGUCAACACAUAAUCCUGAGAGGACUUUUGUAAAUGUAACUAAAACCUCCUCGUUCUCUGCAAACAAAACACUUCCGUUAUUGACGAUCUGAAAAGGGGGCUGUUUUUCAAAAGUUAUACAUCCAGUGUGUAUCGUCUGUUACAUAUUCCACCUUCGCGUCUGUAUCAGGAUAGAGCAGAUCAUUUGUUGAAAUCAGAAUCUUUCCGUGUUCUUUUUGUUUUUAAGAGCACAUUGUAGUCGCCUUUACCUUUUGUAAGCCUCCAAAUAACACGGCUUAACAAACCCUUAAUUAGGUACCCAAUUUGAUGUCUUGUAAAAUGAGAGAAAUAAUAAAUUAUUGUUUUAUAUUUGAUGAGCUUUAAAA